CAAAGCAAAGGGAAGGGACUUCUUUUCCGUUUCCGCGGACUCGUUCAAAAAUCCUUUCCUUCUCGUUUCCUCUGCCUCUCUCUUCUGCUUGGGUUCCUGCAACAACCAGCAAUCGACAAAAGAAGCAAAACCAACGAACCUGGAGAACUCUUUUGUUCUCCCCUGAGAACAAUUUCAUUCCGCCUCCUACGCGUAACCACGCGUUGCCAUCGAAGCCUCACCACUCGAUCGUUUCACCGUCGUCUCCUCUCUGCAUACUCCGAUAUACUCUGACGCCCACUUGUUUGUGGUUGUAUAAAUACCAACUACCCAUCGGCAGCCCCUCACUCGUGGUAGUCUAUCUCCUCUCUUCGCCCUGCUCUCAGGCAGGGCAAUCAUGGACGCCGCCCGGCAGGAAAAGCCUUCUGCCUCUAUGAAGAAAAGGCCGGGCAUGUGGCAGUUCAUGCGCGCCGCCCUCUUCAUGCUGCGGAAGUGCGUCGCGCCGACGAAGCCGAAGGUGGUCGAGAAACGGAUGAUCGAGAACCUGGUCGGCGCGAUGAGGCCGCUGCACCACAAGAUCGACCAGCCCCCCGUCGUGGAGCAUCACGGUCUAGAGAACAAGCAGCAGAAGCUGCUUCAUGACGUCCGCCCGCCACCGCCUCUGCCGCGUAACGACGACGAAGAUGACGAUGACGACAUGUUCUCCAUCCCGCAGGACAGCCGUUACGCGUCGGCCGACAACCUCCUGGAAUUGGACGAGAGCCAGGGCGAGAGGAACGGCGAACCCAAUGCCAUCGACAUGAAGGCCGAGGAGUUCAUCGCGAAAUUCUACGAGCAGAUAAGGUUGCAGCGACUGGAUUCGAUCAAUCGAUGCGAGGAGGUGGAGGCGCGACCCACUUGAUCCCUUUGACUGCAUGGCAUGAGAUCAUAAGCCUCUGCGUGCAACAAUAAGAAUAAAAGGGUUGAGUCCGUUCCCUUCGCUGCAACGGAUGGUAGUGCAGAUUCUUUAUUGCUUGCUUCCUUUCUUUCAUUCUUUUUUCCCCUUUUCCUCUGUUAAUGUUCAAUUUUUGAGUAGAAGCAGCUGCAAUGAGAAACCGUUGAUUGUUC
Molecule: messenger RNA, 1086 nt
Organism: Nymphaea colorata (pocket water lily)
Lineage: Eukaryota; Viridiplantae; Streptophyta; Magnoliopsida; Nymphaeales; Nymphaeaceae
Exons: 1
Coding region: 377-880 (167 amino acids)
Source: RefSeq, a predicted model, not a curated record